AUGUCGCGCGCCGCCGCCGCCAGCCAUCGGGCGCUCGCCGCUCUCGUCGUCGCGUCCCCGUGGCGACAACGCGCCUCGUGUCCGCGUCGUCGCCACGUUCCGUGGAUCCGAUGCGACGCGGCGGACGCUCGAGAUGCAUCGACCGAGUCCGCUUCGCCAUCGUCGUCGCCCCACGCGGGUCUGACCCGGGCGCAGAGGCGCGCGCUGCGACAGCCAUACGUCCCGACCGCCGCCGAGCGCGGGCUGGCGAGAGCGAUCCUCGAGACGUCGUCCGUCGAGGACGACGACGUGGCGUUCCUCGUGGCGCCGUCCAGCGGGGACGCCGACGCGCCGAGCGUCGUGUGGUUCGCGACGAGUCGAAAGACGUCGCCCCCGUGGGACAGCGCGCUCGUGCGUUUGGUGCUCGGCGCGAGGGAGGCGGGGGGACGAGCCAACGGCAACAGGUGGGCGCGGGCGCGAAUGCUCACCACGCGGGCGCUGAGCGACCUGGACAGGGCGGUGGUCAAGGUGGCGGCGCAGAGGGCCACAGCCUUCGACCUCGAGGAUCACGACGACGACGCCACAGCCGACGCGCCCGCCUCCCCGGAUGACCCGCGCGCUCUGGAGAGGAGAGACGCGACGCCGUGGGCUCGAGCGGCGAUCCGACGCGGCGCGAUGACCUCUCGCGUCGGUCUCCUGCCACCGAAAACCCUUCCGGUGAACGACGACGACGCGGCGUUUCGGUGGGCGUCGGCUCGCGCAUCGGACGUAUCGGAGAAUACGCAAACACAGCUGUGGGAACGGGACAGGGGCGUCGUCGCGGCGCUCGUGUCGCCCAGAGGAGAGGUGACGGACGCGGCGAGAAACGUCAACGCGGAUAACAAGUGCCUGCACGCGGAGUGGAAUCUCCUCGCGCCGACGCUGUGGGGCGAGUGGGUCCUCUCGCCGACGGAGGACGACGAAAUCGCCAAUCGACCCGGGGCUGGUCCGGAGGAGGCUGGUCCUUUGGAGGAGGGGACGAGGGUGCUGGUGACGUUGCAGUGCUGCAAGAUGUGCGCCGCGCUGGUGUGCGCCGCGGCGGAUCGUCCCGGACGACGCGGACCGAUCGAGGUCGUCUACCUCAACCCCGACGACGGGUCGCUCGCGAGAGACACGCAGUUGCGACGUAGAGGGUGGGAGUCUCGCCACGCGGCGCCGUGCGAGUGA
This is a messenger RNA of Micromonas commoda, 1185 nucleotides long. RefSeq lists its product with no specific name. The transcript has a single exon. The record is from RefSeq and is a predicted model, not a curated record. Lineage: Eukaryota; Viridiplantae; Chlorophyta; Mamiellophyceae; Mamiellales; Mamiellaceae. Bases 1 to 1185 code for a protein of 394 amino acids. Gene Ontology annotation, molecular function: catalytic activity.